Molecule: messenger RNA, 3076 nt
Organism: Marchantia polymorpha subsp. ruderalis
Lineage: Eukaryota; Viridiplantae; Streptophyta; Marchantiopsida; Marchantiales; Marchantiaceae
Source: the annotation of a GenBank genome assembly
CAGGCUUCAGCUGACGAGAGAAGCAUUCAGCAGAACCUCGAGCCCCCGUUCCAGCUCGAGUGUCGUCAGGCCUCGAGGUCGAGGCUGGAUCCAGGCUCUGCCAAUGCACUGACAUUGGCAUGGCCUGCUCGCAUUUCAGCUUUGCUCAGGAAGCUCGCAGAACCUCCGGUCUCGAGAAACUCCGAGGCUCGGAGGGUUUGUUGUGGCGAUUUGCGUGGAUGCGAUUGGGGAUGGAGAGUUUUGGUUUUGGGAUCUGCACCGACAGUUAUGAUGAGGAGAUGUCAAACUUUUCGACCGUCUCUUGUCGAAAUGUCUUUCCUCUUUCGUGAAUUUCCGUCGACUCUCUUCGUUUGAAAUCGGGCGUCGGCAGACUUUUGGAGAGAGUGGAGAUUUUUUUUCUCUGAUUCUGAUUCCGAUUUGUCGGUCUACGCCCAGCUUGUUUGCUCUUGGGGAUUCACGGAUUCCCAUUGCCUUCUCGUCCACAAACUUGGCCUUGUUGCUUUCGUCUCUGAUUUCUCGAUCUGUGGAUCCCGGUCGGCGUUUACUGCGAUUUCGCCGUCAUCCGUUUUCGACGACAGGAAGAUGUGGAUCCAGGCAACAUUCUUCUUUUGUUUCACGUUGCUUUUCGUGUGGGUGGUGGGAGUGCUGUAGUUGGAUGUUGUCUGGAGCCAAUUACGGAAGCUCGAGGGAUCUUCAUCAGAAAGAACCGUCGAUUGAGCGGUGGCUAGACCUUUGAUGAAGGCGAUAUCGUGGAUCGUUGCCGUAGUUGCGAAGUGGUGGCCUUGGGAUUCGAGCUUUGCAAGGGUUGAGGGUUGAGGAUUCACGAUGGUAGGUUUAGACACAGGUGUGGUGUAUCCUCCGCCGAAGCCUCCUUCUUGUAAGGGCGGCGUCUCCAAUGAACAUUCAGGCUGCGCCGGAAGUGCUCAUGGCGUCUCAACGCGAACCACGUACAAGACGGUUGCCAAAACAAGUGAAGUCGAUGAUCAAUUGUUCGCUGCCAAGGGGCAACAAUUUCACAACGAGCACAUGGAGAACAUCCAGUAUCUGCAGGGCCUACAGAAGCACAACAAGCCUUGGUUGUCUCCACCUGAGCCUCCGCUCAGCCGAAAGGAUUUCGUGCCUAAUGCUGAGAAAUGGAAGAAGCAUCAAUCAAAGACAUCCGCUUACACUCCGGAGGACUCAGACACUGUCAUAAUCACCAAAGAUGACAUGGAGAAAAUCAAGGAGAGGUCAGUCAUACUGACCGAGGAACAAAGGCUUGCUUUGAAGAAGCAUAAGGAGGCAGAGAGAGAUAGAAUUCACGCUGUAGCCAAUCAGAGGAAGCAAAUGAUGUUGAAGAUGGAAGCUGAACGGAGGAAGAAAAGUGGCAGAUUGACUGAUGCCGAGAUUCUUCGAAUGCAGAACGAGGACAGGACAAAAGCUGAGGCCCUCAGACAGAUGGAGGAAAAUCUGGAUGAUGCGAAGUUGAUGAAUCGCAUGAUGAACUAUGCCAGAUGUGUCACGAUUCGUGAUGGACAACUCCAUGAAAAGGGAGACAAGGAGAGAUGGGAAGAGCAGGACAAGAUGAGAUGGCAUCACAUCAUGGAGAUGUCGAGGGUGCAAAAGAUCAAGGAGCAUGACACGGCUGAGGCCAGGAAGAAGUAUUUUCGAUAUGAAGGAGCCGCAGUCAUUCGCAAGCAGAUGGCAGAAAACGAAUCGAUGCGGAAAAUAAAUGAGGAAAUUAAAGAGCAAGAAGGGAGGAAAAUCAGACGCGAGUCUGAGCGUAUGCUCAAAGAGGAUCAAGACAUAGCAGAAGCAAAGCGUAUUGCAGGAAGAAAACUCCUCAUAGAAAUUCUGAAGGCGAAUGACGAUGCUCAAGAAGCGAGAAUCAAGGCCAAAGAGUUUGAGAAGGAAGAAGAAGCAAGGCGUCAGGUCUAUGUCCACGAGAAGGAGAAACGAGAUUUGGCGUACCAAGAAGCUCAGGACAAAAUAAAGAAGGAGAGGGAGAUGGAGACUGCAAGGCUUCGAGCAUUGCAAGAGAGGGCACAGGACAAACAGGCUGUGAUAGAUGGAGUUCGAGCACUGAGGGUCCAGGAAGAGCACGAACGAGAAUGGAGGGAGAAAGAGCGAGCUGAAGCAGAAAAGAUCAGACUCAUGUACGAAGAUCUAGCGAGAGCCCGUGAAGAGCAGAAGAUCUACAAACUGAAACUGCUUGCAGAUCAGGCCCAGGAGGAGCAGAUAGCCUACUACCGAAUUGCCCAAAGCCAGAAAGCAGCUUUGAUAGAGGCCAGAAGGCAAGCUGAGGCUGCUCACGAGGCAAAUAUAAAGAAUAAAGAGGCGGUCAUCAAACAAAUCGAACAGAAUGCAGAGAAGCGCGCUCGAGCAUUCAGAGAGAAGUUUGAAGAAGGUGAGAGGUUGAGGCAGCAGAUCAGAGUUGAGAAGCUCCGAUUGGAGGACAUCAAAGAGCGCAAGUUGAAAGUACUGGCGAAAGAAGGGGUGCCUCCCAAAUACCAAGUCGAGCUUGCCAAACACAAAAUUGUCAUCCACUAGUUUUCUAUCCGCGAUUUCCACCUCUCCGCCAGAACGUUCAGAACGAAGCUCGUUGAUGAUCCGUAAAUAUUUAUUCGUCCGUUAUUCCUUCACGAUCCAAACCUUCGUGCAAGGUGAUGAGUUGGGUAAGAUAAGUACUGCAGUGCUCUCUCUCGUGCUUUUGAUCAUGCGCAACGGGAAACAUUUUAACGGAAGCUAGGCAGGACACAUAUGGUUGUUGUUGGAGGCACACUUGAGUAGGAUACCCUCUGGCAAACCUGUAGGCUUGACUCACUGGAAGUUCCCAUGUUUCCUUCCUCCUCCUAUCGUAUCAUGAUAUGGGAGGACUGUUAUUCUACAGGGCAAUGGAGAUGGAGAUUUUCUCAAGCUUUCAAAACAUGUUUUGUCCCACUGUCUGAAAUCUGAUUGCAAGGAUCAUAUCGUGUGACGUCAGUAUUGCACAUCUACUAUGAUCUGCAACUUGUGCUGACUACAGUUCCUCGGAUUUGGACGAUACAAAAGGCUCAGGACGUCACAAAGCGUCUUUUGCACAAUUCUCUGCAAAUCU